GGGAUGGGCAUGACGGCUUCCCUUGUCACGAGAUACGUAUGCGUCUCGCGCUUACCGCCAAUACCGCGCUCUAGUUACUGUCACAUCAAACUGUGAGAAUGAAUGGAUGUGGGACACAGUCAUUGUUUUUCAUCGCUCUUCCGGAGCUGAGGAGUUUAUGUUGUGUCAACCUGUUCUUCCCCAACACCAAUGAUGAAGGAGAGUUGAGAAAGAAGCAAGUAAAAACCUGCAGAGAACUUUUGCUCUUAUACUCGAACAUUAUUGCCUCACCUGUUUUGGGUCAUUUUGGGGGCAUCACUGUUGUUAUGACUAAUACCUUUUACAAGAAAGGCAUCAUUCAAGAUUUUGCACAGACACAUGGUCUGCAGUUCGCCUGCCCCCAAAGGGUAUCGCCUCCUGUUUUGCAGGCCUGUUUGUCUUAUUCUGUGGCUGCGAAGCUGGCUCCCAAAUGGAAUAAAGCUGGCCAGUACCUUAUUGCAGUGCUCACAGAAGAGAAUGUUUUUUUCUCUCUCUUUCCAGGAAGAGAAUUCCUCAAUCACUCCGGUAAACUAAAUGCGGUUGUUCUUGAGUUGAACAUCACAGAGACUCAGCUGUGUGUUAGUGUGGAGGCCAACACAGUCAGACUUCCUCCAGCUGUGUUAAAGGAUUUAGAUUUUCCCACUCCUGUGGUGGAACAUUUUCUCCACACUGAUGAGGUUGUCCUUCAUGCAACCAUGCCAAAUAAUUGGUGCCACAUUCUACCAAGUAUGAAGAAAGGUCAGCUCAUCAGUAUCAGUCGCAGAAUUCCACAGGAAUGUCCAUUUCAAUCUUACUCAGAGAUCCAGGAGCAUUGGGACAGCAUGUAUGGAUACCAGCUUCCGUCAGCAAGGGAAGAAGAAGUGAUCUACUGCAGUGUGUACUUUAAACCAAUAGGUGAAAAGCUGCUCACAUAUCCACUGUGUUGUAUCCGGACUCAGCCAGUACAGUGCUUUCCCAGAGUAGACCUGCAGGGGGUGCUGAGAACCUUCAUAUCAGAUCUGCAGGCUGAACUGCGAAGUGUGUGUGGUUUUCCAGUGCAGAUGUCCAACAAGCCUUUCUACUACAACCAUGAACUGAUCAGACCAGUCUCUGAGUACUUUGGAGCCCUGCCUGUAAACUUGACAACAGAAAACACAAGCAAGGCUGUACUGAACCAUCUACCCAACAGCUACGUACAGAACACAACCCAACACCGCAGUUUUCAGCAUGACUCGACAGGUAAACAGGCCGAGAAUAAAAGGAGUCCCAGUUUGGAGUCGUCUCCCGGUCAAAAAGCUUGGACUUUCAUCAGCUCGACGACUCUGUUCUCCGCUUCUCCCACAAACGUUCAUUUUACACACAGCCAGUCACAGUCUGCUGUGUUUCCGAGAGCAAAGCUCGUGCCGGUCUUCAAGAACAAAUCACACACUUGUCACCUAAAUGUGAACAAGAUCCCUGUAGAGGAAGAGCAGAGAGGACUAGAAAGACAGAAGGUGGCAGUUAUAAAACCUCUGACUAGUGCUCUCCUACAGCCACCUCCAGUCCAUUCUUCACAUUUCUCCAGGCCUGUCCCUGAGCGGGUGUCCUUACCCUUUUAUAAGAGGCAAACGGGCACUGAUGGAGUCACUAGGGUUCUCCCAAACCAGCUUUUUGUACAGACACAGCCCCAAGUGUGUGAGGUCCCCAGUAAAAGAGGGGGAGACACUUUUGAGUCAAAACCAAAGAGACUCAAACAGAGUGUGCAGGAUGUGGACAUGUAUGCAAAAAACAAGCAGCUCACAAAGGUCAACUCGGUGACUCUGCAGGCAUGGUUGAAGAGUCGAGGGGUCAGCAUGCACUCAAAGGUUAAGAAAGAGGAGCUAGUGUCAAAGGUUAUGAAAUGUUUGAGUGAAACCUAAGGCAGAGGAACCUAAGUGUUGGGUUACUCACCUGAAUACCACGUUAUAAUAGAGAAUACUGAAGAGGUUUGAAACUUUCCAGCUAAGUUCUUGUUGGUUGAACAAAUAAACUGUUUUGGCAGUUCAGUAAUGAUACUAUGCCAUUAGUUGUUCUAUGCUAAAGCAUUUCAUUCAGUGUAGACCAACAAAAUUAAUUGGAUCUUUACUUU
Molecule: messenger RNA, 2104 nt
Organism: Triplophysa rosa
Lineage: Eukaryota; Metazoa; Chordata; Actinopteri; Cypriniformes; Nemacheilidae
Exons: 15
Coding region: 99-1895 (598 amino acids)
Source: RefSeq, a predicted model, not a curated record